Messenger RNA from Centropristis striata (black sea bass), 1282 nucleotides. It is a transcript of the gene clic5a, whose product is annotated as chloride intracellular channel 5a. The record is from RefSeq and is a predicted model, not a curated record. The coding region runs from base 71 to 1282 and encodes 403 amino acids. Lineage: Eukaryota; Metazoa; Chordata; Actinopteri; Perciformes; Serranidae. The transcript has 8 exons.
UUCCUUGUCUUUCCUUGACAUUGCCUUUCUGCCUUCCCUGUUCAAAGUCCUGGGAUGAUUUUUGAUAAGAAUGGAUCCCGUGUACGAAACGGCCGAGGUCACCUAUGAGAACCAGUCUUCAGGUGUGUACGACAUGACCUACGAGGCGCCGUACGACGAGCCCGACCUGAUAGCAGAGUACGAGAACAUCGGACGGGCCAUACCAGAUCCCCCUUCUCUCCCCCCACCUCGGCUUCCAUCAGACGAGAGGAGAGGCAGUGCUUCCUCAUCCUCCUCCUCCUCAUCCUCCUCCUCUUCCUCCUCUUCCUCACAUGCUGAAGAGGAAAAGAAAGAAGAGAAGGAGUCGGAUAAAGAGUCUGAGAAGGAGUCGGAAAAGGAGUCAGAGUCUGAGUCUGAGUCGGAGAAGGAAGAGGAGAAGAUAGAGGAGCAGAGCAGCAAAGAUUUAACUUGGGAGAGGAGGUCUCCAGAGGCUGAGGGGGGCAACUCCUCACGCAGAUCCUCAUCCUCAUCAUCUUCAUCAUCAUCUUCAUCCGAAUCAGAGAAAGAGAAACCAGAGAAGAAGCCUGAGCCUGAUAAGGACGGCCCUAAAAUCCAACUUUUUACUAAGGCUGGGAGUGAUGGCGAGAGCAUCGGAAACUGUCCCUUCUCUCAGCGCCUGUUUAUGAUCCUCUGGCUCAAAGGUGUCGUCUUCAAUGUCACCACAGUCGACCUCAAGAGGAAACCGGCUGACCUCCAUGACCUGGCCCCGGGGACACACCCGCCCUUCCUCACCUUCCAGGGGGAGGUCCUCACCGACGUCAACAAGGUGGAGGAGUACCUGGAGGAGAUGCUGGCUCCACCAAAGUAUCCCAAACUGGCAGCAAAGAAUCGGGAAGCAAACACAGCAGGAAACGACAUAUUUGCCAAGUUCUCCGCUUACGUGAAAAACACAAGACCAGAUAAACAUCGAGCUUUAGAGAAGAGUCUGGACAAGUCUCUGGCCAAGCUGGACGAGUUCCUCAUGAGUCCACUACCUGACGAGGACCACGCGGGUCGAGAGUCCAAGCGUAAAUACCUGGACGGAAACGAGCUGACGCUGGCUGACUGCAACCUGCUGCCCAAACUCCACGUGGUCAAGGUGGUUGCAAAGAAAUACCGAAACUACGACAUCCCGUCUGAGUUCAAAGGGCUGUGGCGUUACCUUGGCAACGCCUACAGCCGGGAAGAGUUCACCAACACAUGUGCGGCGGACGCAGAGAUCGAGCUGGCCUAUAGGGACGUUGCUAAGAGGUUGGGGAAGUGA